Molecule: messenger RNA, 5883 nt
Organism: Phytomonas sp. Hart1
Lineage: Eukaryota; Euglenozoa; Kinetoplastea; Trypanosomatida; Trypanosomatidae
Source: the annotation of a GenBank genome assembly
AUGCUUCCUGUAUCUAUGAUACAGGAGCUGUUUCGAUGGUUGUAUUCUGACACUAAUUCUUCUCAUACCGUAAUUCAUGGAUUAAAAAGCACGCCAGAGUCUUCUAUCCAUGGCAUACCUGAUUCAAAAAGGACAUACAGACAGAAUGAUGACAGUAGCAACAGUGGUUUCCGCUCUCCAGUGUUGAUGCCAUUACUCAAUCCAUACAUAAACUUAGGCUUCGAUGAUGAAGCUACUUAUGGUGAUCGACUUGGCGAACCUUGUUGUUGUGAUGUUAUGAGAAAUGACGUCGACUUAAUUAAACGAAGCGAAAAUUGGGAAACCCCACCCACUCAAUCCAUAACCGUAGAUGAGGUUCACAAACCUCACCAGGAACACAAUAGGAAAGAUAUCGAGCAACCCUUCAUCGAGAAAGGCGUUGGUGACUUCCUAGAGGAUGUCAUUAUUGGGAGGACGGACCACCUUCGUAAGCUGUUAGCGCACCAGACAUUGGAAACUGUUACCGCAGCAACAAAUAGAGCUCAAAAUAAUAAUAUGGGUGAAAUCGUAUCCAGUCCUUAUGAAACGUCAGCUAGAGCAGACGCUGCUUCGGGCAGUCCAACUAGCAAAAAAGCUUCCCGUGAUCGUCCUAUCAGCUCUGCCGCUCGGUCUUUACAGGCCUACGAGCUGGUUGCAUACAUCGGCUCUGGUACCUUUUCCGAGGUUACGCUCGCUCGUCACAAAGUUACCAAUGAGUUGUACACAAUUAAGAAGAUUUCAAAAGAGAAGGUCCACAAGGCGGGUUUCGUGGAGCACACUUUUAUGGAGCGCAAAAUGCUUGUCACACUGCAUCAUCCCUUUCUUGUGCGCCUUUAUCAGGCCUUCCAGACGCGAACUCACCUGUACCUAGUGUUGGAUUUCGCUCAGGGUGGGGAUUUGUACUACUUCAAUCUCGAAAAACGUUGGGUAGAGGAGAUGAAACAUCGACUUAAGAAGUCACGUUAUUCUUGCUUCAUGGCUCCAAAUGUCAUCGAUCUUCUUGGGCGAACCCUCAACACAGAAAGACAUUCAGUCUUGAGGAGUUCUGAUAAUCAUGAAAACCUUCGUCCUGCUUUAAAGAGUGGGAAUGCCCUCCACUUCGCAACUGUGGACGACAGGAUUGAACACAUCUCCCCGCAAACAGCCGACAACCAUGAGGAAAUGCUUAUUUCUUUAACUAAAGUCAAUAAUGAGGACACAAGGAAGGAAAGCGCUUACACAACUCAAUCACUUGCAAAAAAGAUAAGAUCGUCCUUGUCGCUUAGCAUUGUUAAUCCUCUCCCAAACCAUGAAAAUUGCAAUUUGGCUUCUGAAUUUAUCGGAAGCAACACCAGCACACCACUUUUAUAUCGACACGCUAGUGACGAUGAGUCCCCCCCAAAACUAAUUGAGGAUGAACAGAAUCGUGAGAUAUUAUUACGUAGAAAUGAUUCUAUUAGCGCUAUAACUGAACCUACCCAGGAAACUCAAAAAGGAAAGCAUCUAAAUCAUCACUACGGUAUCAUGAGGGAUAAAUUACCUAGGGCCCCACUGCUUGGUAGACAUUCAGAAGAACAUUACCACCAUAAACAUUAUAUGAAUCACUCACAACAUCAUCAUUCUGAAGAUUGCCGAGGUGCACUAUACUUCAAUAUGGCAUCGGAAGAUUCUGAUGGAUCAUACCCUGAUCACGCUAUUCGAGCCUCUAGUUUUACAAAUGACGCAUCUCGCGUAUCAUAUGCAUGCUCAGAGACUAGUAUAGACUCCAAUUCAGUAUCUUCUUCCGCCCCUGCGUUUUCUGGCUUCAGUCCGCAUAACCAGAUUGAUAGCUCUACUUAUUGUGCGUCCAAAGAUAUGGAAGGAAGUACUUCAGCGAUGCCACCGCUUGCUGACGAUGCCUCACGCUUACCCAUUCGGUACAUCGCUUUUUAUGCAAUAGAGAUAGCCUUAGUGUUACAGUAUCUACACAGCAAGGGCUUUAUCUACCGUGAUCUCAAACCUGAAAAUAUCCUGCUACGACAAAGUGGACAUAUUCUUCUGACAGACUUCGGUGUCGCCAAGCUGCGCAAAAACUCUAGGGAUGAUUCAGACAUCACAAUAAUGUCAAAUCAACCCCUUGCGGAAAAAACUGGGAUAGAGCGUACUCCAGGUUCAAUGAACCAAAUGAACCCAUCUUGGAAUGGUGAAUUUUCAGCUACUAGUGGUGACAACGUAGAGGAGCGUUCUACAAGUUUCACCGGUACUGUGGAGUACAUGAGUCCAGAGAUGCUUCAAGGGAUUCCACAUGAUACUCGUACCGACUGGUGGAGCUACGGCUGUCUUCUUUUCGAAUGGGCUAACGGGCGCAAGCCUUUUGAUGGCAACAGUCAGUUUAUUCUCUUUAAGUCUAUUGUUGAGGAAAACGUGCGUGUUAUAGAAGACAAGGAUUUUCAACUCACUGCAUUGGAGCUUCACAGCCAUGCGGCAAAGCUCUGUCUUCGGUAUCAUGAGCUCGUUUGUGAGCACAGACUCAGUGCCUUUCCGUGUGCCCAACAGAAUCAGAAACCUCUGCAGCAUGGUGAUUCUGCCGAACAUACUGCUACCGCUGAGGGAGAAGCAGAAGGAGCUGUGCCUCAGACUUCUCUGAGGCAAAACCUCCAUUCUUCUCUAUCACAUAGUUUUCACUCUGCUAGUAACUCUACUGACAAAAAUCUACGCGCAACUUUGUGGGAUGAUAUUCAUGUUGAGACACGCAAGCGGCGUCUUCGCGUCCCCGGUGUUAGAAAACGAAGUGUGUCAUCGACUCACUCCAUUCCGCUGACGACAACACCGCGGGUAUGUAAUGCCUUUGUGCGAUAUGCCCUUGCGGAGCUUCUCGAAGCCAACUUCCUUCUCCGUGAUCUCAUCCUUGGUCUACUGAAUCGUGAUAUGGGAAAACGACUGUGUGGAUCUAUGGUCUUGGAGCACCCUUUCUUUGCUUGCCGAUAUGUCACUUCUCAGUUAUACGAUUGCGUUCACUCUACCCGCACUAUACCGAUAAAGAAAAGAAAUCAGGGUAGAUUAACGUUGGACAAAGCUUCUGAAAUUCUACAAGGCGAAGAACAAUCCAGUUCGAUCAGUUCUUCGGCUGGACCUAGUGUCAUAUCCACAGAGGCAUUUUUAGAGUGCAUGCCCGUUAUACAGCGCCCAGAAAACUGGGCAGAACUUUUUUCAACAAUGAAAAUCAGAGCUUUAUAUGUCCCAAAGUUACGUUCGAGAGAUGACCUGCGCUACUUUCCCUCAGCUGUCACCGCGACUGGUCUGAGGGCCGCUGUGGAACAACACAAACUUAUUAAAGAGGCUAGAAGUGAGAUGAUAGAGCACCUUCGGCAGACCAUGCGACAAGCGGUGACACAUUCUCAAUGCAACGAUGCAAGAAUGUGCGUACAGCGUAAGAAGCAUAAGGAACUCAACCUAAACGUUCAAGGGUCUUCUCAAGAGAUGCCCAUUUUUGACUCUGUGAGGUCACCCACGGACGUGAACCCUUCUGUGGUGGCCAGUUUAUGCCACAACAUAAAGCUCAAGGACAUCAAUGCAGAUGAAGAUCGGGAUGAAAAAGCAACAGUUGCAUUUAGCAAGGGGAAAAAGAACAUUCACGGUGUUUAUGCCCCACCUGCACUUCCGAUGCUCCUUCAACCAGCCAUCCAGGGACAGCUACUAGUAGAUGACGCAGCACAAUUGACGGAGUCACGAAGUAAUCCUUGCAGCAUUACAAAUUUUGGGACAAUUGCACACGAAGCGUCCGCUACAGUACCUUCUUCCUCACGCUGCACCGAGUUACCCCCUCCUAGUGCUAAAAUUCAUCCUAGAGUCGACCAUGCGUUCCGCAUUCCCAAGAAAGAUCUCCCUGUGGUACACAUCACGGCAACAGCUAAUGCACUUGAGGACGGCAAAGGAGGUCUAGGUGUAGGAGACCAAUGUUCUGCCGCUUUUUUACAUCCAACAAUGAAAGGAACGCAGAGAGGUGAUGGUAAUGAAAACAAUGGUUCCUUUAAUUUCGAUACCGGUGGCAUUGAUUCUGCGGGCUCUUUUACCUCAGGCGAUCCAUUCAGUGUGCCUCGGAACAUGAACGCGAAAAUUGAAGAAAACAUCACAAUCGAGUACUCUUCCAAACCUCUUGACGAUUCUGAUAUAAGCAAGACAAGUAUUCGGUGCUUGACCUCCGAGGACAUCUUUGCACGUACUGCGGUUCUUCCAGAGGACUUUGUUGCAGCUGCCAUUGUCGCAGGGCAUAAACAAAUGGAAAUGAAUAAUAAUUCAAAGCCUCAGCCGUCAGAGAGUUUGGGAUCACAACGAAAUCAGAGUUUUGGAGCUGGAGCUAACAGCGCAAUGCGACUUGUCGAUAAACCGAAUGAGGGGGGCCGGAACAGUGCGGGGAUCAACCAUGACGGAAGUGGUGACUAUUAUGACUCUAACGCAACUGAAGAGACGACACCAAUGACGGGUGCUAUGCGUUCACAAGAAGGAUUCGCUGAGACGCGCGCCUUGAAAGGGUAUCACUGCGUUUUUAAUAGCGACAUCUGGAGCGGUGAGGAAAGGGGCGCGGGUUUGCAAAGCCAGAGUAUCAAGUCUAAGGACGUGAAUGCGGUUUCUAUAGAAACUACAAGUCUUGAGUGUAUUAGCGAUGAUAUUUCGGGCCUCAGUACCGGCCGUCACCUUGGCGGUGAGAACACAUAUUAUAUGGAGAAAGUACAUCCUGCAGAAGGGAAGGAUCAUAUAGGAGAUGAUGUGAACAACCGUUGUAGUUGUGCCAAACAGAGCGUAGUAAAUAAGGUACCGAUAUCAAUUCCUACUAGGCCUGCUGUUGAUGAGGUAGAGCGUGAUCAAAUUCAUAGCAAUAUUAGUAAUAGUAGUAGUAAUUUAUCGGAAAGAUUACCUUCAAGUGUAUGCAUGAAUGAAAGGAGCUCUUAUCCUUCGUACGCUGUUUAUGAUUAUGAUGGUAAUAUGAUUUCUGGUGACAUUCAUUCAUCACCUAAUGCGACCGAUGUACACGCAUUUUGGGCUGAUAAUAACCAUGAUACUUUUUCGAAAAGUGGGGAUCACUUUUGCAAUCUUGUGAACGGAAGUCUUCCUGUUCUCACUUUGAAUUCAUCACGGACGGCAACACACGGCUCUUUGCAUCAAUUGGACUCAAAUGUAGAUCCAGAACAGGGUAUGCUGCAUGCUGGGGAAUCACUGUUUAACGACCUCUGUAUUGAGAACCCUAACUUUGAGGACAGUCCCUUUUACAAUCAGAACGAGGAGUUUCUUGUAGAUGGCUCGACGUAUCCCACGUGGGGAGUCAUUAUGAGCCGCACGUACGCAGACACCUAUCCUAAUAACGUAAGCACUUUACAUGGUAUUGCGUAUGACGUGGAUGAUGAAAGCGCUAACAGUAUGACCAUCUGCAGUCGCACAGGUGCCAAUCCCAGCUCCCCUAAACAAACAUUGAGUUUUACACGAACGCAUGAGAGUACAGGAAGAAGUAGGUCCAUCAAAACCUUAAAAUCAUUCCAAACAGAAGAUGGAUCACGAAACGACGACAUCACCCCUUUACCCUUUUCGGGCUUAUUAUUACCAUCCAAGCUUGAUUUCUCUUUAGGAAAUAUACACGCACAGGCUACAAAGAUAUGCCACCCAUCUGCAUCUCCUCGAGAACUAUGGCAGAAACGAAUGCGCCAGCGAACAACCACUCCAUCUUCCCCCGUUAUCGAGGAUAAACUGCCUAUACGCAAGCAGAGCGUUGAGUUUCUCGGUUUUACGUAUGAUGGUCAUGUUUUAGAAGGUGGUUUCCUCGGUUCUGAAAGCACCACUCUUACAACAAAUUUCUUCGAUGACAAUGACGACAACGAUAGCCUAUCCGCAAUACACACUACCAGCACUUCUUAG